UUCGUUUUCAUCGUUGGAGCGCGCGCGCUCUCGUUCCAGUUUAAAUCCCACCACAGAAUGGACCCUCCGGUACCGUCCAGCUCCCGGGGCCGUGGCGGCUCCACCGCCCGCGGAACUUCCCGCGGCAAAUCCAGCUGGCGCGGUCGCGGAUUCUGGCGCGGCCCAUCCCGUGGAGCGGGUUCUUCGCGGGAGAAACCCGUCGGGUACGUGGUGGCCGAUGGGGGCGAGAGUCAGAGACUGCAGCCGAUCGAUUCGAUUAUGGUGGAGAGGGAAACGUGUGAGUAUCCUGGUUGGAAGCUGUAUUUGCCGGAGGAGGAGUAUCGCGCUGGGUCGGCGAUUGUGGGGAAGGUGCAGGCGAUGGAGGCGUUUUUGGGGAGGGGGGAGUAUGAUUGGGGCGAGGUUCGGUACCACUGCUCGUUUCACUUUGAGUUGGGGGAGGUGGAGAAGGACGGGGGUUUGGGACGGGAUUGGCCAUCGUUCCUGGAGGAGCUGACGAAUAGUCCGGAGAGAACGUUGGCGAUUGUGGGAUUGGCCAUGCACCAGACGGUGACGAAGCGGACCGUUAAGGAGGAGGGGGGUGUGGGGAUGCGCGAGGACAAUCCGCUGCGGCCGAUACGGGCGCGAGUUCUUGGGUACGGUCCGGAGGUUCAUUUGCGCUACCUGAACAUAAACAACUGGCAGAAGUUGAUUGCUGUGCGUGGGACGAUUACGCGAGCGGAGGGUUCGAUCAUAAUUUCGACCUGGUUGACGUUCCGCUGUUCGCUGUGCCACGGGCUGCAGGUGAUUAGGCAGCCGACUGGUGCGUACACGGUUCCGACGUCCUGCCGGAAGGGCUGCAAGGCGCGGAGUAACUUUGUGGCGGAACGUUGGUCGCCGUACACGAGGAACGAACCGUUUCAGAAGGUCCGGCUGCAGGAGUCGAAUAUGGGUGCUCGAUCGGAGCAGGGACAGGUUCCGCGGAGUAUCGAGGUUGAGUUCGGUCACGAGUUGGUAGACGCGGUUUGUCCAGGGGAUGACGUGACCGUGACCGGUGUCGUGAUGUGCCGCUCGCAGGAGGAGAACUCGGCAAGGGCGAACAGCUCGGCCACCAUGUACAAGACCUACCUGAAGGCGGUGGCCGUUCGGAGCAACAAGAACGCUAAACCGGGUUGGCAUCGGGGCGAGGAGUUCACGGAGUUGGACUUGGAGGCCGUCAAUGCGAUUCGAGCGGAACCAAGCGUGUUUCGGUUGAUGGUCCAAUCGCUCUGCCCGAUGAUCCACGGCCACGAAAUGAUCAAAGCCGGACUUCUUCUGGGAAUAUUCGGCGGAUCUGCCAUCGCUGGAGGUCGUCGCUCCGAGAUUCACGUCCUCGUCGUGGGCGAUCCGGGCAUCGGCAAGAGUCAAAUCCUGCAAGCCUGUGCACGAGUUUCUCCCCGUGGAAUCUUUGUCUGUGGCAACAGCACCACCAAUGCAGGUCUGACGGUGAACGUCCGCUCGGAAAAGGGCACCGGAGCAACCCUGGAAGCCGGUGCGCUCGUCCUCGCCGACCAGGGCGUCUGCUGCAUUGACGAGUUUGACAAAAUGUCCGCCAACAACCAGGUCCUUCUGGAAGCCAUGGAACAGCAAGUCAUCAGCGUCACCAAGGCCGGCGUCAUGUGCACCAUGCCCGCCCGAACCUCCAUCCUGGCCGCGGCCAACCCGGCCGGAGGCAGCUACGACAGGUCGAAAACCGUGUCGGAAAACAUCCGGAUGAAACCGGCCCUCCUCUCCCGGUUCGACCUCGUCUUCACCCAGCUGGACCAGAACGACGUUCAGCUUGACUGGAUGUACACCAAACACAUGGACCUCCGCGGAAACCUCGGCGCUCAGGGCGGCGCAGCCCUGCAAGCACUCCUCACCAACGGCCAUCUCUCCUCCCAACCGCAAUCUUCCCAAGCGCCGCCACUGCACCAGAGUUUGAAGCUGCGCCCGGGCGAGAAAAUGGACACCCUGCCGGAGGAAUUAAUGCAAAAGUACAUCGCCUUCACGCGCAAAAAUAUCAACCCGCGCCUCAGCCGCGAAGCCGCCCAAGAACUGCGCUCGUUCUACGGGGAAAUCCGCCGCGCCCAGCAGGGCAUGCACUGCUUCCCGGUGACGACGCGCCAAAUCGAGGCGCUUAUCCGGCUGACUCAGGCCCGCGCCCGGAUGGACCUCGCCGCGGAAGCGACCAUCGGGCACGCCCUGGACGUCAUUGCCAUUCUGCGCUUCAGCAUGGUGGACGUGUUCAGCAACGACGCCGGCGAUCUGCAGCCGCUGCGCAUGAUGAACGGAACGGGCACCAGCCAGACGAGCCAGGUUAGGCGGCUGGUGCGGGCGCUCCAGACGCAGGUGCAGGCGACGAAGAAGUUUCUGUUUUCGGUGGCGGAGCUGCAGGCAAUUGCGGGGGGAGGGGGACCGGAUUUUAACGCGCUGCUGGACACGAUGAAUAUUCAGGGGUUCUUGCUGAAGACGGGGAAGGGCUUGUACAGGUUUACUGCUGAUUGAGGCGUAUUCUUGACUUUUUUGUGAGUUAUUGUUACUGUUC
Messenger RNA from Culex pipiens pallens (northern house mosquito), 2542 nucleotides. It is a transcript of the gene rec, whose product is annotated as DNA helicase MCM8. The coding region runs from base 58 to 2502 and encodes 814 amino acids. Lineage: Eukaryota; Metazoa; Arthropoda; Insecta; Diptera; Culicidae. Gene Ontology annotation, molecular function: single-stranded DNA helicase activity; ATP hydrolysis activity; single-stranded DNA binding. Gene Ontology annotation, biological process: DNA replication. The record is from RefSeq and is a predicted model, not a curated record. The transcript has 2 exons. Gene Ontology annotation, cellular component: nucleus; MCM complex.